Molecule: messenger RNA, 477 nt
Organism: Didymella exigua CBS 183.55
Lineage: Eukaryota; Fungi; Ascomycota; Dothideomycetes; Pleosporales; Didymellaceae
Exons: 1
Coding region: 1-477 (158 amino acids)
Source: RefSeq, a predicted model, not a curated record
AUGGCACCCAAGCCCACCGAUCAGCACGACGUCGCGAUAGAUGCGCACUCAGGCUCUGCUCUUGCCACAACGAAGCAGAAUCUCCGCUACCUCUACGACCCCAAAGCAGCGGGUGCAGGCGCCGUCUCAUCUCGCCGCACACGCGCCGCUCUGCGCGUACUUCGAUCGAGUUUGAUCUUCAUCUUUUGGCGCGUCGUGCGUUACGCGAAAUAUGUCGCCAUUGGCUCUUUUGUGGCUACAAUAGGUGCAGGCGCGAUGGGUACAUUCAUGAGUGGUGCAGGAUUCGUGCUUGCACCUACAGGUAUUGCGGGCACGAUCAUUGCAAGCUCGGUAUGGGGUAUCGGGCGCUUUGCUGUGCGCAGAGUUAAGAAGCGAUGGGGAGCAGGGUAUGGGUCCGGUGAGGCGGAAGCAGGGGCAGAAGCGAGGAGUACCAGGGUUGCGCAGAUGGAGCGCGGGCCUGAGGCGAUUCCCUGGUGA